Messenger RNA from Saccoglossus kowalevskii, 2630 nucleotides. RefSeq names its product 14-3-3 protein zeta/delta-like. The record is from RefSeq and is a predicted model, not a curated record. NCBI's taxonomy places the organism in Eukaryota, Metazoa, Hemichordata, Enteropneusta, Harrimaniidae.
AACCAUGACGUCACCUCGCCCUUCUCUUCAAUCCAUGAAACCCCGUUCGCUGAACUGUGGAAUCCAAGUAACCGUACCACUUAUAUUUUACUACGCUGAGGCAAUAUAGUCCUAAUAUUGUAUUUUUUCACACAUUCAGGUUGAUAUUUAGUUAAGCAGCCUUUCCCGUAUUUAGCGAUGUCAUCAAAAGACGAGCUGGUGCAAAAAGCCAAAUUGGCUGAACAGGCCGAACGUUACGAUGACAUGGCAGCGUCUAUGAAGAAGGUGACAGAAGACGGCGCAGAGCUCAGCAAUGAGGAGCGCAACUUGCUGUCAGUGGCCUACAAAAAUGUGGUCGGAGCAAGGCGUUCUUCGUGGAGGGUGAUCUCCAGCAUCGAACAGAAGACCGAGCAAUCUGUUUCCCAGGAUAAAAUUACGAAAAAGCAAGAAAUGGCCAAGGAAUAUCGUCAAAAAAUCGAAAAGGAACUGAGAGAUAUCUGCGGUGAUGUUCUGAAUUUGCUCAAGAAAUUUCUUAUUCCAAAGGCAUCAAAGUCAGAGAGUAAAGUUUUUUAUUUAAAGAUGAAAGGAGAUUACUAUCGGUAUUUAGCUGAAGUGGCUUCACAGGAUGACAGAGAAAAGAUUGUAGACAAUUCUCAAACAGCCUAUAAAGAUGCGUUUGACAUUAGUCAAAACGAUAUGGAGCCGACACAUCCAAUUCGUCUAGGUUUGGCACUAAAUUUCUCAGUAUUUUAUUAUGAAAUUAAAAAUGAACCUGAUCAAGCAUGUAAACUUGCGAAGCAGGCGUUUGAUGAAGCAAUUGCUCAAUUGGACACGUUGAACGAAGAAUCAUACAAAGACAGCACCCUUAUCAUGCAGUUGCUCAGAGAUAAUUUGACUUUAUGGACGUCUGAUUCAGGAGAAGGGGAUGAAGGUGGUGAAGAUGGUGGUAACUAGAUAGAGACUUGCGAUUAGUAUCCAGUAUCUUUCAUUUCAACAUUACAUCGGGAACUAUCAGUGUUUAAUCCCUAUUGGAAAACAAGAAAAUUACACAAAUCUUUCAAAUUAAGAAAAAAUAAACCUUUGAAAAAAAAAAAGUGAAAAAAAAAAAUCAGCAAGAGCGAAGAUCUCCUGUAUCCUGUGUAUACCCCCCAAUGGGUCUGUAGAGUUUACUCAUUCUAUUUAGUCUCGUAAGUGGUUUCCUGUUAUGGCUUGGUCUUAUUCUUUUUUUGUUCUGUAACGAGUGUAAUGAAUCAAAUGACUUGUAUUUCUAGUGCAUAGUCUGUAACUAAUCUGGCUUUUAUCCUUCAGAAUACUAGAAAAGUGAGGAUUUUUUUAAAAAACAAUAAUGCUAUAUUAGUGAACAAAUUGCAUUUCAAUGCUAUGUAGUUUAAAAUUAUAAAAUUUAAAUGGAGUAUCAGCCAAAUUUUGUGGAAAAUGGGUGACCUAUUAUGUUGGAAUGGAGUUUACAGCAAUUGUCAAAAUUUAUAGUGAUUUAUGGCAAAACUGGAGGAUAUCCUAGGCUUUUCUAAUUGUUUCAAUCAUAUUUGUCAAUGUGAAACACUAACAGACAGUGAUGAGUAUGAAUGCAUGCACGCACGCACCAUCUAAACAGUGGCUGAGAUGCAGGUGUGCUCUGUCUCUGCAGUGGCCAACGUGUGUGGUUGGGCGUUGACCUUGGUCUAUAUGUAUUGUAGUUGUCAUGUAGACUGGCUGGCACUACCAAAUAAUGACUGUAUUGACCAAAAUUGGGUAACAUCUCUGACCAUAAUUGGGUAAUUGCUGUAGCGCAGGAGCUCAUUGCUGUGGUGCUGCUUUCAAGCUAUAUAGCCAUGUGUUUAGGACCCAGUCUGGUGAAUUAACAUUUGCUCCAUACGUGUUGAAAGAUGUCAAUUCGCUAUGUGUUAGUUGUUUGUAGAGUAUAUAGAGCUUUCUAUUACCCCCACACUGCAAAGAAUCUCAACUCUUUUACCCAACGCUUAAAUAUAAAAUAACAUUUCCGAUUAUUAUUUGAUACAGAAAUGAAUUUUUGAGUUGUAGUAUUUCUAUGUUCUCCUAAGAAGUUUAUUAAUGCAUGUUUUAUAAAAAUUUGCCAGAUUUAGGGUUUAAAAGGAAACAACACAAUUCCAUUUCUCCUUCAGAUAUGUUGGCUGCUGUUGUAUUCUUUAAUAUUAUUUUCUUGUUUUUAUACUGUCUGGAGAAAAAGUGGUACUGUACUUGUCAGCCUGAAUAUUUUUUUUUUGUUAAUAUUAAAUUCCAACCAAGAAAAGAAAAGGCAUCUUUCUUGUGGUUUUACUGUAGAAUGGUUCUUAGUAUAUAAUGCUUGUCAAUUGUUAGUAAAAUCUAUUAGUCGUACAUAUUAGUAUUGGGUAUAUUUGGUGCUGCAGUGAGUGACCAAUAUCUGCACUUGAAUGUCUGCUACUUUUGCAGUGGUGGGUGUGGUAUAUGUGAAGCACCAAAUGCCGAAGGGUUUUGGUGUGAUAAUGCCGCCGCUGCUGCUGCCGAUUAGUGCUUGCUUCUGCAAAAUGUUGGGAAGAAAGAUUGUAUAGUCAAACUGAAAUGACUUGUUAAGAAACUAACAGAAGCUCAAAGCUUUUCAAACUUGUUUGUUUCUGUAUUAUUCCUCAUGGCAAUAAAAGCGUGGGAAAUUGCGA